AUGCCUAACUCCAAAUGGAUUCGACUGAACCCGAACGGAUUAAAAUAUAAAGAUAUACACUUUCUUCCUCUCUCUUUUUUUCCUUUUUUCUUUCUUUCUUUCUUCGUCUGUAUACAGUUCAGUUUCCUAACCCGACUCACUGCAACAGGGAUAUACACUUUCUUCCUCUCUUUGGUUUUCUUCUUUCUUUCUUUCUUUCUUUCUUUCUUUCUUUCUUUCUUUACACAAUUCAGCUUUAUCUAUCUAUCUAUCUAUCUAUCUAUCUAUCUAUUUAUCUAUCUAUCUCAUUCUGUUCCUAUCUAUCUAUCUAUCUAUCUAUCUAUCUAUUCCAUUCUGUUCCUAUUUAUCUAUCUAUCUAUCCCAUUCUCUAGCAUAGUCUGUUCUUAUCUAUCUAUCUAUCUAUCUAUCUAUCUAUCUAUCCCAUUCUCAUAUUCUGUUCAUAUCUAUCUAUCUAUCUAUCUAUCCCAUUCUGUUCCUAUCUAUCUAUCUAUCCCAUUUUCCUAUCUAUCUAGCUCGCUAGCUUACUAUCGCAGUCUGUUCAGAUCUAUCUAUCUAUCUAUCUAUCGCAUGCUGUUCGUUAUCUAUCUAUCUAUCAAUCUAUCUAUCUAUCUAUCUCAGUCUGUUCAUAUCUAUCUAUCUGUCAGUUCGUCUAUCUGUCUGUCAAUUAGAUCUAUCUAUUUAUCUAUCUCACUCUGUUCAUAUCUACUUUUUGUUGUUUUUUAA
Molecule: messenger RNA, 723 nt
Organism: Acanthosepion pharaonis
Lineage: Eukaryota; Metazoa; Mollusca; Cephalopoda; Sepiida; Sepiidae
Source: the annotation of a GenBank genome assembly